CUAGUUUACAAGAACAUAAGAGUAGCAUUUUAGGAUACAAUUCUAGGCUGUGCAGAUUUUCCUUUUAGCAUGACUUCUCAAGCUAGGCACAAAAACUCUCAAUUCUUCACAAACACAAGUUUUCAGCUUAUUAUACAAUACUUAAAAAGCUAUUAAAUAUUGAAUAUGCAGAUCACAAAAGCACAAACUUAGUUUAUGUUGGUGUUUGAAAUUACUCUGAAAAGGCACUAAAAAUUUAUUGCUAUACUAUGUAUAGACGUCAUAGAUACCUUGGGAAACAAUGCUCGGCAAGAAGCGCACCACGUGCCAUAAAAUUCAACAAUGACUAAUCUAUCUCCAGCUUCACUCAAGGCACUUAAAAAUUCUGGUGUAGAAUGAAUAUCGACCAUAUUUGGUCCAGCAUUUCUCUCCCACCAUUUUGGCUGGUCUGUCUCGGCAAUAGUUGCAUGUACCUGAAACCAAAAACUUUAAUCAACUUAGCAUCCAAAUAGAUCCAUAUAUGGGGAGCGAAGGAUGUUCCAGCAAAGCAUUCAAUCACAUACUAAGUGGAAUCCAUUCAGCCUACAAAUAGGGACUCGUUAGAAAACAAAUUUCCAACAUACAUCGAGUAUCGGUAAUUGAGAAUCAAGAACAAAUUAAUCGGCCUUGACUAAUCGAUUUAAGUAGAUGAUUCAUAUAUAGUUGGAUGAACUAACAGACUCAUUCUACAGAAUUGUAACCAUGAAAAGUCCAAGUUUAUAUAAGAUGCAUUAUCUUACUGAAAGCAUUAAUGGCAGAAAGAAAUUGGCUUUCAAACCCAACAUGCGUGCACUAUUCGAGCACAUUCUACGGGAAGGUAAUGCCUCAUAACCAAUUCAGAAAGCACAAAAACUGACUUCAGUAUUUAGCUUGGAAUACAUAACGAGCAAGUGGUCCUACAGGUACUGCCGUUUACUGUGUAUGCUAUGGCCUCCACUCUUGAAUUAGAUUAAGCGUUGGCCAGUAGAACGUCAGAGCCAGACAUUGUCCAUGGCCUGAAGUAGCCCCAACAUUGAUCCAAAAUAAUGGGGAGUAAAGCAUAGCUGAACAACCACCCACUUCAGAACCCCAAAAAAGCUCAAACGUACAUUGUGUUAUUAUAACUAACCCAGAGGAUUACAGAUUAUGCAAGUAAGAAACAAAAUUGCUAUCAACUAUCAAGUGAUUCACUUAAUUUCUACAAGGUAGCCAUCUACAGUUUCACAGUAACAAAUUACCGGUGCUGAAUUCCCAUACCAAAAGAAACCCCAAGCACAAGGAGGAAAAGCAGGCACCAAACUCCUAAUCAUGGCAUGCCAAUGACUAAGAACUCAAUUCCAACAAAAGGGAAAUCCUAAACAUCUGAACCCCCAUUAGAGCACCACUGGUUACAAUGAAAACCCCCAUAACUGGGAAGCUAAAAGAUCGUACCUUUAAGGAAUUGAAUUGCUUCCUUGGAGCAGGAACGAAGGCAGAAACGCCAGCAGAAGAGACGAACAAAACGGGGGAAGCCCUCUUAUCCGAACAUGAGCCAGCGGGCGAAAUAGAGGGCUGGGAAGAGGAAUUCAAGGCGGAAACAGAGGCGGUGGUGAGCAGGGAGGAAGAAAACCGAAAAGAUGGCGACCAGAUAGCAUCUGCCAUUUACCAGAAUCCCAGGGAGAAAGAGGAUAAAGAAAGCCCACGGAGUAGCAAAAAGAAAAAUCACGAAGCUCAGAACAUGAAUUUUCAAUAGGACCGGAAGGAAGCCAUGGAAGCCGAGCCGAUAGAAAGAUACCAAGAUUGUUUUUGCUCAAGUGGCGGGCGAAAGACGAGAACAGAGAGGAUAGGGGAGGGAGAAGUAUCAGAUGAAGGUCUGUUGCUAUCGCUGUGUGUAUCCUCUUCUGCCCACUGGGCAGCAGUGUAAUUGUUUUGAGUGAACCAGAAUCUGCCAAAAAAAAGCAACUGCCCUUUCUUUUCCCAAUUGGAAAGAAAGAGAAAUCACAUGGAAAAUUGGGGUGAGGAGAGUAUUUUGGUAGUUGGCUAGGCGACUUGGCCCUGCCGGUUACGGUUGCCUUUGUCGCUUCUUAAGUGCUCGAUAAGAAAAUAUAAACGCUUAG
Molecule: messenger RNA, 2093 nt
Organism: Linum trigynum
Lineage: Eukaryota; Viridiplantae; Streptophyta; Magnoliopsida; Malpighiales; Linaceae
Source: the annotation of a GenBank genome assembly